AUGCGACCGGCAUGGUCUCAUAGUCGCGCAUUGAGGCGUGGCCGGCCGCAAUGGCUCUUCCACCACACCGCGCUGGCCAGCAGCACGAGGAGCUUCACCGCGGCGGUCGUCGGCGGGGGUAUCACAGGUCUCACUGCUGCGUACCACCUCUCUCAGGAUCGAAAAUGCGAGAAGGUCACGCUGUUCGAGCGAUCGGACUCUCUGGGAGGUUGGUUGCAGUCUGAACGGGUUUCUGUCGCGGAUGGGGAUGUCGUCUUCGAGUACGGGCCGCGGACCUUGCGGGCGUCGGUUCCGGACUGUGUGCCUUUGCUUGACCUUAUCCACCAGCUCGGUCUUCAGGAUGAGGUCCUCACGACGGGCAAGAACACCCCCGCAGCGACGAACCGGUUCAUUUACUACCCAGACCAUCUGGUUCGACUUCCAGGGAGGAUACCCGGGGCAGGGAUAUUCAACGAGAUUUUAUAUAAUGCCAAGUCGUUGAUGGAGCCCCUCUUCCAAGGGUCUCUAUCGGCUGUGUUGUGGGAACACACGAAACCGAUCCGUCCGAGAACGAGUUUCGAGGAUCCAGACGAGUCCAUCACACAAUUCCUGUCUCGCAGGUUCUCUCCACAGCUGGCGGAUAAUCUUGCUUCGGCGGUGUUUCAUGGUAUCUACGCGGGGUGUAUCGACCGGCUGAGUGCGGAAGCUGUACUCGGCCCGCUGCGCGCCUUGGAAGCCGAUGAGAAGUAUGGAGGGAUCGGGGUGUUGCGGACCAUGUUGAAGAUGGCGAAUGAAAACAAGUCGCUAAUUACUCUGGAUAAAGUUCUGGCCACACACCUAAUAGCCUUGACCAGGCCGGAUGGCUAUCUCACCCAUCUGCGGCAGUUUGCCAAGGGUGUGAGCGUCUUCACACUGACGAAUGGUGUUGGGCAACUUACCGAUGCCUUGGUUGCUGCUCUGGAGGAAUCCCCCAAAGCGAGUGUCGUCACGGGGGCAGAGGUGAAGGCAAUCGGUCGGACACCAGGGUCUUCUGAUUUGACCAUUACUUGUGCCGGAGAGAAGCCAACGGUAUUCAACCGCGUCAUUGCUACCAAUUCCGCGCCGUCGCUAGCGACACAGCUCGAAAUGGGCGCCAAAGCAGGCGGCCAGCGCCCUCAGAAAAGCAUCGGGUACCUCAAGAAGCACGACUACGCCGUGACGGUGAUGGUGGUCAACCUGUACUAUGAUCAGCCGGAUCUAGUGCCCGUGAACGGGUUUGGGUACCUGAUCCCCCGGAGCAUUCCGUACGAGCAGAACCCCGAACGAGCCCUAGGGGUGAUCUUCGGGUCAGACUCGAGCGCCGGGCAGGACACGGCGCCGGGCACCAAACUGACCGUCAUGAUGGGCGGGCACUGGUGGGACGGCUGGCAGGACUCGGAUUAUCCCGACCACGAUUCCGCGGUGCAGAUGGCGCGGUCCUUGCUUGAACGGCAUUUGGGGAUCACUGAUGCCCCCGCCGUGGCACGCUCGAGGCUCCAGAAGAACGCCAUCCCACAGUACACUGUUGGCCAUCUGGAGCGUCUGCAGAACCUAUCACAGUCACUCCGUGACGAGUUCAACAAGCGGCUCACCAUUGCCGGCAGCUGGUAUGGCGGCGUGGGUGUGACGGACUGCGUCCAGCAGGCGUACCUGGCUUCCUUGCUCGGGGUGGGCUCGACGAAAAUCGCAGCCUCCUCCAUCCCAGGGUGGGAGGGUCCCAUGCAACGACUCGACAUGGAGGGUGGAUUCGCGACGUCUCCUAUCCGGUGGUAUAACGGAGUUGUCAAUCGGUAA
Messenger RNA from Penicilliopsis zonata CBS 506.65, 1791 nucleotides. RefSeq lists its product as hypothetical. Gene Ontology annotation, molecular function: protoporphyrinogen oxidase activity, oxygen as acceptor. Gene Ontology annotation, biological process: heme biosynthetic process. Gene Ontology annotation, cellular component: mitochondrial inner membrane. The record is from RefSeq and is a predicted model, not a curated record. Bases 1 to 1791 code for a protein of 596 amino acids. NCBI's taxonomy places the organism in Eukaryota, Fungi, Ascomycota, Eurotiomycetes, Eurotiales, Aspergillaceae. The transcript is spliced from 3 exons.